This is a messenger RNA of Anopheles coluzzii, 2192 nucleotides long. Its product is annotated as pancreatic triacylglycerol lipase-like. The record is from RefSeq and is a predicted model, not a curated record. The transcript has 5 exons. Gene Ontology annotation, molecular function: triacylglycerol lipase activity. NCBI's taxonomy places the organism in Eukaryota, Metazoa, Arthropoda, Insecta, Diptera, Culicidae. The coding region runs from base 412 to 1986 and encodes 524 amino acids. Gene Ontology annotation, biological process: lipid metabolic process.
GCUCAGUAGCGAGAAUCUUCUCUGCGCCAGUGCAAUACCCCUUAAUCUGUUGCCGGCAGCUUCGCAAUCGUCCAAGAAAGUUGCGGCAACGCGGAAGUGUAAAUUUGGAGUCGUGAUAGUUGGGGAAAAAAACCGUUUCGGCUACUUCCACCACGGUGUGCACGCGACCAUAAACCGAUCAUUCAAUCUUCAUCGAUCAUACACUGUCUGUGGAGGCAAUCACAUCAACCAACCAAUCGUACAGUUAUAUAUAGUGAAAGACCCUGAACACUACCGAUCUUGCACGCGGCUACAGCACAUGCAGGAUGUAAAGAGACAGAUAGGUGACGCCAUAUCAGACAUUCCGCUGUUUUUUUGAAGUGAUUUUGGAGGGGUACUGGAUGCUGCAAAGGGCAGCCCUAGAUUAAGAAAAUGAACGGAACGGGCUUAAUGUUUCCCACCUUUUUACUGCUGCACAACUACUCGCUCAACUACGGUGACAACAGUGUUGUGAACAGUCCACGACUGCGGACAGAUCUUACCGUGUGCUAUGGUAUCUUCGGCUGCUACACCACGACCGAUCCGUGGACGAGUGCCCGCCGCCCGAUCGCACUGCUGCCGGAGCCGCCGGAAGAGCUGGACGUGAGCUUUGUGAUAUUUAAUGGGCGCAACCGGUCGUACCCGCAGUACUUGAACAAGUUCCCGAGCUACCUGGACCUGCCGGACUCGAUCAGCUCGACCGACAUUAACCCGAGGGGCAUGAUCUACUUCAUCACGCACGGCUUUCUGGAGAAGGGGGCCACGAAAUGGAUUGAAAAAAUGAUGAACGCGCUGCUGGAUAUGGACGCCGACUCGACGGUGAUUGUUAUCGACUGGGGCAAGGGCUCCAAUCCACCGUACAAUCAAGCGUGCGCUAACAUUCGGUUGGUGGGGAACAUCGUGGGGCACUUUAUAUAUACGAUGAUGGGUCAGCUAGGAUUGCAGAACCUCGACAACGUGCACAUGAUAGGUCACUCGCUCGGUUCGCACCUCUCCGGAUAUACCGGCACGAUGCUGCGUGACACCUACAACCUAACGCUUGGUCGCAUCACGGGGCUCGAUCCGGCCGAGCUAGCGUUCACCGAGACGGACACCCGGGUGAGGCUCGAUCCGGGCGACGCCAAGUUCGUGGACAUUGUGCACAGUGACGCGACACCGUUUGUGCCCAAGAUCGGGCUCGGGCUGCUCGAACCGAUCGGGCACGUCGACUUCUACCCCAACGGGGGCUUCAAUCAGCCGGGCUGCGAGCGCAACUUCUGGAAGGACGCCGGCAACCAUCGGUUCGUGUCGAGCGUGUUCCAGUUCUUCAGCUGCAGCCAUUCGCGCUCCUACCUGUACUUCACGGAGAGCAUACGGCACCCGAUGCGGGUCGUGUCGUGCGACACGUACGAAGGCUACAAUGCGGGCGAAUGCUUCGACUGUGGGGCGCGCGGCAGCCACUGCAUCGAGUUUGGCAUGAACAGUGUGCACGGGUACAGGCGGCUGGUGCGGGAGCGACAGGUUAGUGUGAGCGAGUACCGGCCCAUCGAGCUGUUCUUCCUCACCAACUCGUACGCACCGUUCCUGACGCCCAACUUCCGCAUCACGAUCAAGAUCGCGGACGGCAAGGAGAGUGUGGAGCACGGGCCGGAGAUUGGCAAGAUCUUUCUGUACAUUGACGGGCGCGACGACAAGAUCUACUUCAACGAGGUGCCGACCCUGUUCGAGCCGGGACAUAACUACUCCAAAGUCAUCACGGGGCGGGCAAACAGUGAACCGACGGCCAUCAGCAUCGGCUGGGAGUACGAGACGAACCUGCUGAACCCGCUCACCUGGCGGUUGCUCACCUCACCCCGCGUGUACAUCGAGUACGUCGAGCUGCAGACGCUGGCGCAGAGCAGACGGGUGAAGAUGUGCCAGGCGACGAACGGGCCCAUCACCAACAACGAGCUGGGCGUGCUGGCGAAGGUACACUGCAAAAAGCAUUAGCAGAACAGUGUAUCGUUCACACUAUCAUCCUAGGUACUAUUACAUCUCAUUCAAUUGACGUCUUAUUUCAACCCCCAACUCCCCUCAUCACACACUCGCUUUCGCCUGCCUUAUCAAUGCAAUGUAUUGUAGUUUAAAAAAGCAAAAGUAAUGUAAAAAUAUAAUUAUAUGUACUAUAAAAUAUCAAAUACUGAAAUCUAAGUGAA